This is a messenger RNA of Pelobates cultripes (western spadefoot toad), 258 nucleotides long. The record is from the annotation of a GenBank genome assembly. Lineage: Eukaryota; Metazoa; Chordata; Amphibia; Anura; Pelobatidae.
AUGGCCGACUGCUGCACAGCAACUUCGCUGACUGAGACGGUAAUCCCUCUGAGACGACACACACACAACCUGAGCUGUUAUCACAGGAGGUCCUUACGGGCCCUUGAGCCCCCACACAGCGACACUGGCACAUGCAUGCUGAGAGAUGACAGCCAGCACUUCUACCACGUACCCGUGUCAAAGCGGCAAUACCCGAAGCGCACUCCGGGCCACAUCAGACCGAGCAAGCUCCAUCCACGAUCGGUGCUGAAAGAAUAA